UGUCUGCGUAGUAACGGUAAAGUUGACUAACGGCGUGUGGGUCAACAAGCUAAAUAAACCACGCCGCACUUUCUUGGCUGCAACAAAUAAAUACCUGCUUCUGUGGCAUUUGACGACUAGCUACAUUAUAAUUGCAAAGCCAUACCUUAUGGCUGGAAGGUGUGUUCGAGUUGACCCUCCGCUUGUAGAAUUCAGGGAUGUAAAAGUUGGGGAAGUUUACAGGAAGACAAUUAAGGUCACAAAUAUUGGGAAUGUAUCGAAGAAAAUAUUUGUUCGGAAGCCCGAGUUGAAGUUCUUUAAGUUCAUCAAAUGGAGUCAAGCUGGGUUUGUGCCAUCAGGAUUUUCUGUCAAAGGCAUUCUGGAGUUCACUCCAGAAACUGAGGAGGAAGUCAGAGAUUCCAUUCAGAUACAGAUAGAUGAUCAGGAGAUCCUCCUGGUUCCAGUGGCAGGAUUUCCCAGUACUUGCUCUCUGGUUAUGGACUCAUUGCUAGACUUUGGAUGCAUUGUUGCUAGUAGCCAAGUGGUCAGCAAGCUUCAUCCGAUUACCAAUCAGGGAUCAGCACCUGGUGUAUUCCAGGUGGAGUACAGUGGUGGAAACUCCUCCCUCGGUUUCUUACCGUCAAACGGAGUUAUAGCAGCUGGCACCACCCAGUGGCUGAAAGUAGAACUGCGUACAGACAGACCUGGGCAGAUUGAUGACAAAGCUCUGGUGAAACUUCAGAAUUGCUCAACUGUAGUUCUCAGUAUCAGGGCUGAGGUUGUGGAGCAGCAUCUUGAGGUUUCUGACCUGCAGGGGUCUCCGCUGUCCUGUUUGUGGUUUGGACCUGUCUACUUUGGUGCUUCCUGUGUGCAGAAGGUGCUACUAAGAAACAAUGCACCCUUGGCUUGUGACUGGGUCUGCCUGCUGCAGGAUAACACUGCGGGAACUGAGGUGGGAACAGCCCUUCUGAAGAGCACAGACACCACCCUGCUGGAAGGAAUGAAGAACUGCAGCUCACCUCAUGCUUUGUCUCAGAUCUUUGAGUUUGUGCCUGCACAUGGUCGGCUGGGUCCAUAUGACAAAACCACCAUGGCAGUGCGAUUCAGUCCCAUCUGCAGGAGGAGGAGGUAUGGUAACCUAGCCAACCGACAGGACUACUGUCUGUUCCUUCUGUUUGACAUUGUGGGCUGCAAACAUGGCUUCACUCACCAUGAUGCUAACAGCAGUGUGGAGGUGGCAGUGGCCGGUUCCGGAGUCCCCGUGGCUCUGGUGCCCUCUCCCUCUCAUACAUUUAAUUUCCCCAGCUGUGCGACAGGCCAGCAUUCGGAUCUCCUGUGCGUGCUCCAGAACCUCUGCCCUCAACUUCCUGUCAGAUUCCGCUUUCGCAAGUUAGCACACUUCACUGCUGAUCCGACAGCGGGCACCAUUGCCCCUGGGCAGUGCCAGGAUGUAGUUUUGACUUUUAAUGCGCGACAGCAGGGCAGCUUCCAGGUCCAUCAGAAGGUAGAUGUCCUAGGUUGGGUUGUGUCUCAGAAAGAUAGCAGCUCCACUGAGGUUUGCUGCUUCCACACAAUCUCUCUGCACUUAUCUGCCACAUGCUACAUCGUGAGAACACACCCCCAACCAAAACUACAUCCUGCUCUAAGGAGUCUGACUGGGUUACGACCUCACGUUCAGUUGAGUGAGCUGGCCCAUUGCAGCAUGUUGGCCCGUGCUGCCACCACAAAGCUACACAAACAUCGCAGACCGAGGAGCGAGGGCACCGAGGCAGAGGAGUUCCUGCCUUUCCCUAAUGACCGGACCUUGAGCAUCAGACCAGCAUCACAACACAGACAAUAUAGGACCAUUUUUACCGAAGUACCACGGUAUCACUGUGUGGACACUAGCUAUGCUUUUACUGAGGAGGAGGAAGAGCAGAGACGGCGCCAUUGGCAAAUUUAUACAGACUUUAUCAAACAACUUAGACAAGAACGGCUUGACAAGAUCAGGGACAGGCAGCAACGAACAGUGAAGGACGAUGUCAACAUUGGAAUUGUUCCAUCUCAAGGACUUGUUCUCCCUGAGCUCCACAUCAAAGACGUGGAGAGCAAGCAGAACUCAGAAGUGACACCUAAACAUAGUCCGAAACCCAAAAGUGAGAUUACAAACGGCAGCUCCAGUCAGAUAUCAGAAGUAGUAAAAACCGUUCCAUCUACCAGCCAGCAGGUGGCAGACUGUAGCAGGAUUCUGACACCUUUGGAGCUCUACCAAGUUGUCAUAUGUCCCUUGUUGGUGGACUUUGGCACUGUGUAUCUGCAGUCAGUGUGUGUUCAGAAGCUGCAUCUCAUCAAUCGUUUGUCGGUGUAUGUCUGGAUUGAGCUGGAGGUGGACUGUCCUGAACUGCAGGGCUCCUCCCUGCUGUCCCAAGUCCUGCCUCCCUACUCACACAGCAGCUUGACCCUGACAUUUCAGACUAGUCAGUUUGGGCCCUUUUACAGGUCCUUGACCUACACUGUAAACCAGCAGCACCCUGGUCAACUUCUAGUCCAAGCCCAGGUUGGUCCCCUGGCUCUGGAGCUGUCCUCCAACCUGCAGGUGCUCCCCCCCACCCCGCUGAUGCUCGCAGGAUCAGAAUACAGGAACUCAGUGACCUUACGAAACCCGUGCAACUGUGUAGCAGAAUUCACCUGGCAGCCAGUAAUCCCACAGAGCGGCCUGUUGUUAUUCUCUGUUCAACCAGCUACAGGUACAGUGGAGCCACACAAGGAACUAGACUGCGAGGUGGUUUGGCAUCCCUCCUUUUCUUCCCCUUUAGAGGGAGACUUUGACCUUUGUGUCCAUGAGGGAGACACUCAGCGCCUGCACUGUGUAGCUAAGGUUGGAGCCACCGCUAUCCAGCUGGCAGAAAAGCGAAUCCUUUUCAAAUCCGUGCCUCUCAACACAACUUCCAUCAGAACCGCUGUGCUGCACAAUUCUGGACAGAACCAUGCCUAUUAUCAGGUUGUAGAAAUGUGUCCUCUGCCUGGCAUGGUGCUGAGUCCAUCUGAAGGUGUGGUGCCAAGCAGGGGUCAGGCCAUGCUUCAGAUUCAAUUCACACCAGAUUGUGUUUUUAAAUUUGACACCAAGGUUGAGAUAGCUCUGAGGAAUAUGAAGUCUGUGGAACUAAGAGUUGCAGGAUCAGUGGAGCCUCCAAAUGUAGACUUCAGUGUGUCUCAUUUCCAGUUCUGUGGAGUCUAUUGUGGUUCUCAACAAGUGCUACCAUUUUCCAUAACAAACCACUCCCCGGCUAUGUCCCGAGUCACUUUUGAUCUGUCAAAAUACCAAGACUUCUCAGUCCGAGUCUGUCGGCCCUUGGCAAAAACAGAGCUGGGAAUGACAGUGGUAGAGGUUGGUGAUGGUCAGACAGAGGAAUGCUUCCUUGUUUUUUCUCCUACCCAGGUGACCAGUUACAACUUCUCCCUCCCACUGAUGGUCAACGGAGUAAAAUGGCCUGCUUCUUUGUCCUCUUUUUUUACUUCAUCCUCCUCAUCCACCCCUCCAUUACUGACAGCUGAGAGGAGGAAGGAUAUCAGAACUCCUUCUUCCUCCAUCGCCACAGAAGAACUCCAGUCCAUGUGGAUACAAGCUACAGCCCUGUUUGCCCCAGUGGAAAUGUCCCCCACUAACCUACAGUAUGUUGUUGAGUCACAUUCUGACAUAUUCACUCAGACCGUUGAGCUGAAAGCCGAGGACGAACAGUGCGUCUGCUGGCAAGCUGUCGCAGGAGAAGGUUUGCAUUGGUGGUUUGACCUCAGUGCCGCAGAAGCAGGAACUAAAGAGCUGUGUGUGGUGGCUCCAAUAUCUGGCUUUCUCAGGCCUGGCCAGUCCGUAUACGUGGGAGUUACCAUCGACCCUGAGGCCAUCAGAAUUGGUUUUCUUCCUCCAGGAGAAAAAGUCAGCAAAGUGUCCGUUCCACUGUAUCUGGGGGAGAAAGAAAACAAAAGAAGACCAAUAAAUGAAGGACUCCAGUCUUAUAGAAAGCUGUCAGUCAUCGUUGCUCUCAAGCUUCCAAGUAUCACCUUUCACCCCCGUCAGAUCCUUCUCACCCCUGUACCCCUGAGAAGGAGGAUAGAAACCACACUCACCUUGCAGGCUGCUGGCUAUCCAUGUGGAACGACCUUAUCAGCCACAGUUGAUGAUGUGGAAAUGGAGGAUGGAACUAAGAUGCAGCCUAUUUCCGUCAUCUUUCCUGAUCAAAAUAAUACUCCUGCCCAGGACUACAACCAGCAGGAAACCGAUGUUAUCUCUCUACUGUGUGAAGUGUCAUUCUACUCUGCUGUCCCUUUGUCGCUGUGCACAGCCAUCACCUUCAGUGACCACAUGCACAACAGAUUCAAGAUUGGGCUGUGUGCAGUUGCCGAUAACUGUCUGUUAACAGUCUGGCCCUACAUGGCGCUACACUGCUCUGAUCAACAGAUAGUUCUGAAGACAGGGGCCACAGCUGUAGAGGUGAUUCUUCAAAGGUAUCACACGCCGAGUCCUGCAUCUGGCCCGAUAACGUCUUUAUCUUCCGUGUCAUCAUUUGACCAGAGCAGCUCAACAUACAACAACUCGGACUCCUUCUCAUAUAGUGACAGUGUGAGUGGAGAUACAUACGUCUCUCCUAAAAGAGACACCCCAACCGGUCUUUGCAUCCCACAAUUCCCUGCUGCGAACACAAAGGAAGAGCUGUAUUACCAGCAUGUAUUACUGGCUGUGAAGAGGUGGUUUAGUCUCUGUGGAUGGCCCAAUGGACCACACCCCAUCUCUAUACCACACACUCUGAGAAGAGUUGUGUCAGAAAUCCAGACAAACAACUCCAUUGGGCGAUCAUAUUGUGUGAGCCAAAAUAAAGACACAAGGUCUGUAGUGGACAUGCUUCAUCAUUUGACUGGCCGACAGAUACCUGGUAUCCGUCUGUGUCAAACAUUUUCAAAUGAUGUACACCAGCGCACUACUCAGCUGCAACAGCAGCAUGGAGCUAUGCUUGCCUUUCUCAGGGUGCAGGGAGCCUGUCUUAGUCACAUCAGACCGGAGUAUUUGCUGGAUGUCUUGGAAUUUAGGCACUGCUGCUCCUUGCAGGAAAAAGGUACAGAGAAUGGCCUGGACUGUAGCCCUUUGGAGUAUGAGUCUCUGAGCAAACGGUCAUGGACUGAUGUGCUUUUGCAGAUUUACAAGGUUCUGGUGUUAAGUCGUGUGCCAGAGAAAGGUCUCAAUACACCUUUGAACCCCAGAGACACAGACGAGAUUCUUCUUGAUGGCUCACAGCCUCUGGAUAGCAACAUCUAUUCACCACGGGAGCUUUACUUGCUGUCAUGGCUUAACAUUAACUAUCAGAAGAUGAGAAGGACAGUGUGGGACGCAGAUAGAGUCCCAUCAUCGCGCUGGAUAGUUAACUUUGAUUUGGACUUCACAGACGGACUGGUGCUUGCUGCUCUAGUGGCCGCUCACUGCCCUUAUCUGAUAAGAAGCCACUUCUGGAGGAUGUACACCACACCUAGCAGCCUGGAGCAGAUCCUUCACAACAAUAUUAUUGUGGCUCAAGCUUUAACCUUACUUGGUCUCAACAUAAACAUAAAGCCUACAGACCUCUCUGAUGCCAACCCAGUGCAGAUUUUAUUUCUGUGUGUUCACCUGUAUGAGGGUCUACCUCACUACCAGCCAUCACAGACCCUUACUCUGACAGGAGGUCUGCACAACACAUUCAGCGAGCAGGUGUGCCUGAAAAACCCCUCCUCCAGGCCGCUCAGAUACAAGGUCCUCCUUUUAGGAGAAGAUGCCCAUCUCUUCUCUCUUCCUGGUGGAUCUAUGGUCACCAUUCCCACAAAGUCAAGCACUAAACUGACCGUCCAGUUUAGCUGUGACUUCCUGCGCCCAGUGGAGGCAGUUCUUCUGCUUAUCUCCAGCUCUGGUUUUGGCAUUCGCUGUGCCACUCGCGCUUUCAGUCUUAAGACACGUAUCAGUCAAAUCACACCAACAAAUGCAGUCCAGUGGAUUUCCCCAUGUUACCAACUCAAAGUGAUAGAAUUGCCACUAACCAACAAAUUUAACAAAGAAGCUCAUUUCAGGGUGGUCCUAGUGCAAUCUACCUUCAACCCACUUGAGCCUGAAAAGAGAAACAACCUGCUUUCUCAACAAGAGUUCUUUAAUACCAAUAUGAAGAAUAUGACUUCAGAUGUGAUUGGUGGGGAGGGGUCAGAAGAUGGUGAAGCCAAUGAAUUCUUGAGUCCAGAGAGUAGUGUGUAUCUGCAACCAGGCCAGGUACACACUCUGAGCAUCCUCUACCUGCCCUUCUUUAUGGGAACCAAAUACUGCUCUGUGCUGCUGCUUUCCCCUCAGGUUGGAGAUAUGGUGUAUAUGGUGACGGCUACAUCAGAAUUUCCACUUCCUUCCCCUCUUCCUGCAAGGCCAAGUAGUAAAUUAAGUUUAAUUCCUGGGAAUUCUGACACAGGUGGGUGUGUCCUAAGCCUUCAGUGUAAGGUCGGAGAAGUGUGUGAGGAGGUGCUCCAGGUGCCCCUGGUUAACAUGCUUUUGGAGGAGGCUCUAGCUGUCUGGGCUCAGCACUUCAUGAGUGCAAGCGAGCGCAGGAGGCGGAUUCUGACGCGCUCUUUGCACAGCAGCACAGUGAGGGCCACCACAGCCAUGCAGAAGCUCCUUAAACAGCCGCUCAUGAGAGAUGUUUACCACAGUGAAAAGAUCGAAUACAAAGUGGAAGUUUCUUUGCCGCAGUACUUCAGUCUUCCCAGGACUGUUAGCAUACCUGUAAAAGAAGACACAAAUGUACCAUGGGAGACUUCAGCAGACUGUUGCUGUGUGGACAUCCCACUGCGCUUCCAGGCACUCUCAGUGGGGCGGUUUACCUGCGACGUGGUGCUAACAUCCAGUUUUGAUACCAGAGUGUACCAGCUUGAGGCGCUCGUCACUCAACAGGUAAAAGCCACUCACUUGGACUUCAGUUCACCAGCUCUCCAGUCAGUCACACAACACAUACCCUUGAUCAAUGAGACUCGUCAGGACUGGAAUGUGCAAGCUUUAGUGUGUGGGGAAGGAUUCUCUGGCCCAGAGGUUGUAAAUGUACCUGCAGGAACAAAAGAGUCCUACCCUCUCACUUUUCUUCCCUCCUCACAAUGCAUUGUCACGGGCAAGCUGUGCUUACACAAUGACUGUGAUGGCACAGAGCACGUGUUUACCCUUAGAGGAGUGGGAGAGCCCCCCCUGCCGGUGGAUCAUAUUGUAUUAUUCUGCCCAGUGGGGAAGACCACAUACGCUCAGCUGGAUGUCCCUAACUACAGCCAGACAAAACUCACUCUUAGGGCAGUGACAGAUCUGACGAUUCUCAGUUGCACCCCUUCCCUGGAGAUUAAUCCUGGACAAAACUCUCCAUACACUCUGGCUGUGUCUCCUUGGAAACGAGGAAAACACACGGGCUCAGUGUCAUUUAUAGAAAAGGGUGACAUGGACGAGAGAGAUAGCCACAAAGGAAAUGUAAUUGGAAACUAUAUGGUUAUUUUCUCAAUUGUGGUAAAUUGCGAGCCAGAAGCCCCAGUCAAGGUCAUUGAUGUACAGUGUGUUGCUAAGAGCUCAGUUGCCAUAGAGAUACCUGUCAGUAACCCAGGAGAAGAGCUGCUGACGCUGGAUGUGUGCCUGGAAGGAAGUGAUCUGACGGGGGCUGACCGGAUUUCACUUCCCCCACAGGGAAUGCUAAGCUACAAAGUUACCUACUCCCCUGUCAGAGUAGGGAAGGGCACCGGCAGUGUGGUGUUCCAGUCAAAGCCUGUGGGGGAGUUCUGGUAUCAACUGGAUCUCUAUUCUCUCCCUCCCUCAGUCAUCACGCUGCCACAGGCUCGCUGUCAUCUGGGCAAAUGGGUCAGAAUGAAUAUUCCUCUGGUUAACCCAACAGCUGAGACCCUGGAGCUGAUUGUAGCCAACACUAACCCCAGAAACUACUCACUGGAGAUGGAUUCAGCAGACACGCUCAUGUUGGCGCCGCGGUCGUUCACCAAUGUUGUUGUUCGCUUCAGUCCUUCUUCCAUUGGAGAGGAGAAACACCAUGGCAAGAUCUUAUUUGCAUGUUCUAAGUUGCAGGACUGCUGUGUUUUGUUGAGUGGAUGUGGCCUCAGGCCUGAGAUUGAGGAGCCUUUGUGCCUGUCCUGCCUGAUUGGCUCCAGUACCUCCAUUGUUGUUCCAUACAUAAACCCUACUGAUUGUCAAGCCGUGCUCAGCAUCACUAUUACAGUGGAAGACCCGAGUGAUGCCUCUAACUGGAAACCAGUCAGUGAUGAGAAGACCUUCUCUUGCCCUUUAAGCCAUGCUGAAGCUUUGCAGAUCAGUGAAAAGGCAAAAGUUGAUGUGCCGGUGGUGUUUACGCCUAAAUCCGUGGGGUUGCAAAAGGCCUGGCUUUGCAUCACCAUGAAGCCCAUCAGCAAUCAGGACUACAGUAUUGCAUUAAACACAGACUCCACAAGGUCGAGAGAAGAGCUCUUACCCAUGUCUUGGAUUUACCCCCUCUGUGGCGUUCCAGUGGAGGCUCCUUUUGAGAACUCUCCACUUGCCGUUCUCCAGUGUGAAGUGGGGUGCCAGCUUGAAAGGACAGUGGAUGUAAAACUCACUGGAUAUGUGCCAGGGAACGAAGAGCUCAAAGUGCAGGAGGUUCUGAUGGAAGACUUUCUAUGCAAGAUCUGUUCAGACUCUGAAGCUGACACCUCAGGGCUGGGCGAGUGUCUUUCCACUUCUAUCCAGGCAGCAAGGAGAGAUCCUGAGAGUGGCAUCAUCAUGCUCACCCUCCAUCUGACCUACUCUCCGACCCGGAUAUGCAGGUCCUCAGGCAUCCUAGUAGUUCAGUCUUUGUCUGGCAAGAUCUGGGAGUUUCCCUUCAUUCUUAUUUCUACGAGGCCUCAGGUUGAUGAUGUUAUUUGGAUUGAAACGACAGAGUUAGGGAGGACCUCAGCUGUGGGCUUCCGUCUCACCAGCACCACCAGGAGGUCGAAGUCAUUCAAAGCCACAUUCCUGCCAGGCAGCAGCACUGAGUUUACUGUGACUCCAACCUCGGGGAUGUUACCUCCUGCUGGCACAGCUGGAGCUCUCAUCUCUGUGUCCUUCACCCCCACUGCAAGCUGCAAGAGACACAGAGCAAGACUGGCUGUCCAGGCAGCAGACUUGCAGUGGAUUUAUGAUGUGAGAGGGAAAACCCCUCAGGACUCCUUGCUCCUCCAUAAAUCAUCCACCAAGGACAGCUUUUUGGCUUCCCUCCAGAGAACGUCAACGUAACUUUGUGGUCCAGAACCUUCAUCUUCCUUCUCUGCCUGAUUCGUCCCCUGUCAAAGUCAAAAAAAUAAAACCUCUUCUUUAUUUCAAAAA
This is a messenger RNA of Girardinichthys multiradiatus, 9334 nucleotides long. Its product is annotated as cilia and flagella-associated protein 47-like. The transcript is spliced from 67 exons. Bases 149 to 9244 code for a protein of 3031 amino acids. Gene Ontology annotation, molecular function: protein binding. NCBI's taxonomy places the organism in Eukaryota, Metazoa, Chordata, Actinopteri, Cyprinodontiformes, Goodeidae. The record is from RefSeq and is a predicted model, not a curated record.